ACCAGACAGGCAGCGAAAGUCAGCCUCACUUCACUAAGGUCCAGAGCACGUGAAGACGUCAUGAGCGUGCCGUUCUGGACCGGUAGCGGACCGACGCGGAGCCGUACGGGCUAGUGCGGGCCGGCGCGUGCACGUGAGAGGCGACGAGUACUGCACACACACCCAAAGGCGAGAGAAGAUGUGGACGCGCGCGAGUGCGUGGCGUUGGUGGACAGCCGUUUUGGCGGGCUUGGCGUGUGUCCGCGCGGAGGACGCGUGCCCGCCGGCGUGCGCGUGCGACCGAGAGUCCGGCACGGUCAGCUGCCGUGGCGGCGGGGUCGCGGGAGUGCCGGGAGACGUCCCGGCGUGGACGUCCACGCUGAUCGUGCACGGGAGAAACGUGACAACUUUGCAGCGUGGUGCGUUCGUGGCCAAUGGCACAGAGUUGGACAUGGGGACUCUGUCCCUGGCUUCAAACAUGAUCCAGGUAAUUGAAGCGGGCGCCUUCUUGGGACUUCCGCGUGUGCACGUGCUGGAUUUGAGCCACAACCGCGUAGCGCUGAUCUCAGAUGAUGCAUUCAAUGGACUUGUGGAACUUCGCAUGCUGUGCCUCAAUGAGUCCAUCCUGCCCGAGGCCACCAUGCAGCUCUCGGCCGCACUCGCCUCUAAAAGUCUUCACAACCUUCACCGCCUGGAGCUGGCGGGCAACCGGCUGCGGUCCGUCCCACUGGCAAGUUUGGACGCAUCCAACCUGCACCAGUUAGUACUGGUCAACAACUCCAUCGAGACCAUCAACAGGGACAAUGUCACCAGCCUGGGCCAGCACAGGCGCACCAGGGUCUACUUGUCACACAACCCCUUCAGGUGCACGUGUGACCUGGAGGCGUUCUACUACUGGCUGAGGAACUCGUCCCAGUGUCCCGACGCGGCGCUGCUUCGUUGCAGUGAGCCCGAAGCCAAGAGAGGACUCCCUCUGGAGAAACUGCGCGGGGAAGACGUGGACUGCGUGAACGAGAACCUGGAGGCGGUCUCCUACGUGUUCCUGGGCAUUGUCCUGGCUCUGAUCGGGCUGGUGUUCCUCAUGGUGCUUUACCUGAACCGAGGCGGCAUUAAGCGCUGGCUCAACAACAUCCGAGAGGCGUGUAGGGACCAGAUGGAGGUCUACCACUACCGCUACGAGCAGGACUCGGACCCACGGCUGGCCAAUGUGGCCGUUUAACCCUGUGACACAGCCAAAGACAAUACCUGUUAAUCAUCUUUUCCAUCUCAGCGGGUCAAUAGCUCUACUUACUACUUAAUACUGUAUGAAGAUAUUUUACAUUUACUCAUUUUAAUAGCUUAAGACGUGACAACAUAUAAAGUGUCAGAAGGACGAAGAAUGGUGAGUUUUAAAUGAAUGAACAUGCAUGUUGAUGUUAUUUGUAGGAUUAGAGGUCACUCUAGUAUUUGUAAAUAUACUACUGACAUUAUUAAAGUGUCUCGUACACGCUUCUUUUUCUAAAGGUAGAACUGAUUUUAUCUCUUUAGUUAACCAGAAAUAACUAAAGGUAUCAUUUCUUCCAAUCUUCUUGGGUUUAGUGUGAGUAUAAAUAGGAGGUACAUACAUUCUAUUCCUAUUAUAAUUAUUAUUAAUGUAGCAGACAGAGGAAGGACAUGUACCGU
Messenger RNA from Doryrhamphus excisus (bluestripe pipefish), 1641 nucleotides. RefSeq names its product trophoblast glycoprotein like (gene tpbgl). Lineage: Eukaryota; Metazoa; Chordata; Actinopteri; Syngnathiformes; Syngnathidae. Gene Ontology annotation, biological process: negative regulation of canonical Wnt signaling pathway. Gene Ontology annotation, molecular function: protein binding. Gene Ontology annotation, cellular component: plasma membrane. The record is from RefSeq and is a predicted model, not a curated record.